This is a messenger RNA of Colias croceus (clouded yellow), 3523 nucleotides long. RefSeq names its product E3 ubiquitin-protein ligase MARCHF8-like. Gene Ontology annotation, cellular component: lysosome; late endosome membrane; cytoplasm. Lineage: Eukaryota; Metazoa; Arthropoda; Insecta; Lepidoptera; Pieridae. The transcript is spliced from 7 exons. Gene Ontology annotation, molecular function: zinc ion binding; ubiquitin protein ligase activity; MHC protein binding. The record is from RefSeq and is a predicted model, not a curated record. Gene Ontology annotation, biological process: immune response; antigen processing and presentation of peptide antigen via MHC class II; protein polyubiquitination. Bases 269 to 1345 code for a protein of 358 amino acids.
AGAUUUGAGUCUCGAGUACGAUCAUGUUUUCGUUAUCAUUUUUUAUUUUGAGUUGAAAUAUCUUUGUAAUUUCUAUAAGUAACCACAUCCAUAGUUGAUAUGUUUUUGAGGGUGCAUCAUAUAUUUUUAGGCGAAGUUGCUUGAUUUAUUAUUAAUUGAAAAGCUGAUAUGUAUCCUAUUAUUUGCUUUGUCGAAUGUGUAAAGCAUUAUUAUUUUAUGGCAUCGAGUAGUUAUAUAAAACUGUAAAAGUGAAUUAUCAGGUGCAAUAAUGCCCCUUCAACAAAUAAACGUAAAGAAUUCAUCAGAAAUUGAGAGUUGGGAAUGGGGUGGUGGAUGUGGCAAAGAAACAAUUCGUGCAGGGUCUGGUAGUAGUCAAACAUCUUGUAGUAAUUCAAGUGGUGAUAUCUGCAGGAUUUGUCAUUGUGAAAGUGAAAUACAUAAUCCUCUUCUAGCUCCAUGCUAUUGUUCUGGCAGCUUGAAAUAUGUUCAUCAAAGCUGUUUACAACAAUGGCUGACAGCCUCAGAGACAAGAUCAUGUGAAUUGUGUAAAUUCAACUUUAUUAUGCACACAAAAAUAAAGCCAUUCAGUGAGUGGCGGUUAUUGGAGAUGUCCGGUGUCGAGAGGCGGCGGCUGUGCUGCGCCGUGCUGUUUCACUGCGUGGCCGCGCUCUGCGUCAUGUGGUCGCUCUUCGUACUCAUCGAGCGAGCCGUCGAGGAGGUCAACAAGGGACAGAUUGCGUGGCCGUUUUGGACGAAAUUAGUGGUGGUCGCAGUGGGGUUCACCGGCGGCGCUGUGUUCAUGUACAUUCAGUGUCGACAAUAUUUACACCUUUGCAAUCGAUGGCGGGCGCACAAUCGUAUACUGCUAAUCCAAAACGCGCCGGAGAAGCUGCCGAUCGCCGCGUCGCCGCCGCUGCGCAGCAAGCGCCGCGAGCGCAGCGCGCGCGGGCAAGUGGUGGCCAACAUCGAGCCGCUACCGCCGCCCGUCGCGUACCACGAGGAGGACGAGAGCGGUGGAUUUGAGACUUAUAGAGGCAACCCGCACAGGCGGCUAUCAGCUCUGAACGAGGAGCGGCUGCGCGUGGAGCCGCACGAGGAGACGCGCCGCUACUCGGACACGCGGCUCGCGCAGCCCGCCGCGGACGACGCGCCCACUGAGGCGGGCGUGUACCACAUAACGGUGGACCCGCUGGAGGCGGACAUCCGCUCGCUGCUGGCGCUGGACGCGCGGCGCGAGGCUCGCGCGGCCCGCUCGCUGCCCAACCUGCGCGCGAGCCGGGAGAGCCUGCUGCCCGCGCGCCGCGAGAGCCUGCUGCCCGCGCCGCCGCCGCGCCCGCCCUCCUGAGCCCGCCCCGCGCUCACCCUCUACCUGGACGACAACGUGUACUAGCGAGCCACGGAGACCGGGUGACCGAACCACUGUGAACCGGAGUGACCGACGUGUACAGUGCGCUACAUAGUGUGAACCGACCAAGAGGCCGUUGUGGUGAAUAGAGUGCGCUACAUAGUGUGAACCAGAUGUAGUGACCAAUAUACGGAGUGUGAUAAAUAGUGUACCAGCCAUAGUUAUUAAUAUCCUGUGGAUGUCCAGUAUUAACCAUAGUGACCAGUAUGAUGUUUAUGUUGAAUUGUGUCAACUACCUGUAGUAAUCGAAAAGGAGUGAACUGUGUCCUCUAAAACCACCCAUAGUGACUGUUGAAUAUUGGAUUAAGCUUUUAAUACAUAGUGUGAAUCAAACAUCAGACAUAGAAGCCGACUUUUAACCACAUUAUAAAAUAGACAGUAGGUUAUUGAGUAUACAAAUCAUACCAACCAUUAAGUUUUGAACUGUUUCUAUAAUGUGAAAUAUGGUGUAUAGAUAGACUAGAGUGAACUAGCUGAAAUAACCACUAGAAUCAAGUACCUAUAGUAAACAUGGUUGGUCAGAAUUAUAGUGAACUAUGUGUUAUUGUAGAAUACAUUGAGAUAAUGUGUCAGAAAUGUGAACUAUCCAAAAUAGCACACACUCAAGUGACUGAAGGCUAGCAACUGUAGUUGAGGGAAUGGUAAUUUUAAUGAAGGAAUGAAGCUAUUACUCCUAGACUUGGUCUGAAUGUAUAUCCUAUUGGUACAGUGAUCUCUGAAUAGACUGGAAGUGAAAUAAUGAGGCAUAAUGUAAGAACUGUGAGAAUGAAGGUACCAUAAUUUUUACAAAUUAAAAACAGAGAAAGGAAAAAUAGUAUUGGGAGGGUUUUGGCCGUGGAGUUUUGCAGUUAUCUCCACUUUAUUAAUUAUGAUGGUGAGAUAUCUUGAAACAGUCAUGCGAAUUAUACUCCACACAUAAAUAUAGUUUAACUGUGUAUGAAGACUGUGUAUGAACUACAACCAAAGAGUGAUCGGACUGUAUGGAUACAGUAUUGUAAUGAAAAGUAUGUUUUGUUAACUUCAGUCCAAAAGGUUACAUCUAUCGUCCAGUAAAAGUGUCAAAAGUGGUCAAAUUUGUGUUCUAGAAUGACUAUAGUGUAAUUUAUUGUCAUUCGCUUUGUAUUUGCCAAGCACUAGAAUAUGAGAGCAGUUUAUUGUAAAUCAUUCACAAGUUAUGCAUAUAAUAAGUUGUUUAAAUUUUUGUGUUCCUAUCAAGGACGGAUCCAGCAUUAGUGCCAGGGGGUGGUCACAUAGUCGUGGUUGAAUUACAAAAGCUAUAAUACUUAUUUUGAUAAAUUAAGAAACUUCGAUUUCAAAAAAAAAGCCGAUCAAGAGUUGGCUGCACCAAGAGUUCCGUACAAACAUUUUUUAUAUGUUUUAACAAAUUAAUAUUUUAUGCUUUUUGCAAUUAUUUUUUUAUUUUUACUAAAAGACGUAACUUCCUAAAUUAUUCAAAAAAAUUCAAGAUUCUGUGUUCACGGGAAAUACCCUGUAGGUUUUGAUUCCUGACGACAUUUGCAAAUGUCGAAAUUUGCGAUAAUUUGCAGCAUAAACGGCUGUAUCUUUUGGCUUAUAAGUUUGAUUUUUUCACAACAUCAAUGAACAUAAACAAGGAACACAACACAAGGAACCAUAGACUAUAAUCUAUCUGAAAGCUGAACAGUGAACAGUUUGUUUGCUUCUUCUUAAAAUGUUACAAUAACUUUAAGCUGUAAUUUAAUUCAACUUCUAUGUCAACGAAAUGAGAAGAAAUAGCAAUUAAAACCGCAUAUCCUGAAACUCGCAAUUAAUUGCAAGGGAAUCAAAACCUACAAGGUACUUCCCGUGAACACAGAGUCUUAAAAUUUUAUUAAAAGCAACAUCUUCUAUCUAGAUAAAGAAAAAAUUGCUAAAAGCAAAAUUUAAAGAUACAACAUAAUAACAAAAUUAGGUUUAUUCGUAGCCCUAGCGAGGCCGACUCGCACUUGGCCGUCUUUUGUCCUAAUUUUACAGUAUUUUCUAUUGUUAUUUACCAUUUAUUAGCCUGAUAUCGAAAUUUUAGCCUUGUUCCAUUAAAAUAAAUUGCUGUUUUAUAUCGAUAUUUGAGAUUUUGUGAGAAAAGUGUAACAGCAAAAGUUA